GGGCCGGGGCAGAGCGGACACUCUCUCCACCGCGGAGGCCCCCUGCUGGGUCAGGGUCUUAUUGGAGGCUGGACUCUGAUCACCUCCCCUCCCGCGGUCGCAGCACCCUCCCAGCUUCUCUGCCCCAAUUCCAAUCCACAGGUUUCUCUAAGAGCUGCGCAGCUCUGGAACCGGCCUGGGAGGGGACACAUUUGAGCCAGGAGGGCGGGGAACGGCAUGAAACUCUGGUGUUAUCUGAAGUCCUGGUCUGUUGUCCACUGGGGGCCUGGGAAACAGCCACCCCUUCUGUUCUGAGGCCAGCGGCCUGUCCUCGGGGUCGCUGCUAUUUCUGCCAAAGGGGAGAGGUAAUUAUAGCACCGCCACUGCCAGCUGGCCCAGCUUUGCGAUCAGCAGCGAGGGCUGGAGACAGACGAAGGCCACAACACACCCAGCCGCACAGGCGGGCGGUGGCACCUCCAGACCAGAGCCCUCGCAGGAGGCCUGGGCAGGCCUGGCCCGUCCACCUGAGUGCCCUGCAGUCCUGUCUAAGGCUCAGCUCUCAAGGGCCUGGGGGGUGGGCACUACCGGCCGGGAGGGGCCAGGACCUCACUGGACCGUGCCCUGCAAAGAGGCCCCGAAGAGCCUGUUUCCAUCCCUCAGGGAGCCAGGGAAGAGCCAGGACCAUGUUCCGGUAAAUGAGGACUGUGGCAGGAGCCCUGAGCCCCGACUCCCGGCGAGAGACGCCACAUCAGACCAGGAAGAAUGAGGAGGCUGCGUGGGGCCCGCGGGGGUGUGGGGCACAGAGGGACGACAACAGGAAGUGCCCCCACUCCAUCCUGAAACGGAGCCGGCCGGAGCACCGCUGCCCAGGGCCCGAGCCCCAGAGGACAUCGAGGCGCGUGCGGUUCCGAGAGCCCCCAGAUGUGACCGUCCACUACAUUGCUGUCAGGGACGCCACAGCCACUGUCAAAGCACCCGGCCGGCCCAGGCCACGCAGCGGCUCCCUGCUCCUGCGGCUGUGCGUGUGCGUCCUGCUCGUGAUGGCCUUGGGUCUGUGCUGUGGCCGGUCUAAGCCCGUGGCAGCGGCGCUGGAGGACCUGCGGGUCCGGCUCCUCCGCCUUGUCCUGCACCUGUGGCACGUGGUCCUCACCAGCUGGCGUGGCCUGCUGCAGCUCUGACGGGGAAUGGGCAAGGCUCCUGGAAAAGCCCCAGCACCCCGGGGCUCCGAGACAGCCUUAGCCCUGGCCCUGCUGCUUGGUGAAUUGUGGGGGCCAGGAGGGGCUGCUGCCUGGGGCCGACUGGGAACAGGGGGACCCCCUGGCAUGAGAGCGGACACAGGUACAGCGGGCGGCCAGCCACAACCGUCAGCACAGCGCCGGUCUCCUGUGUUGGGUCCAUGUGAGAUCUUACUAGAAAGAGGGUCCGACUGCUAACAUUGGGGGCCCCCAUUCUGGGGCUCCCCAGGCUCGCCCGAAGACCCCUCCCUCGCCCCAGCAGGCACCCCUGCAGCGGCUGGGGCCUGGCCCAGGCAUGGCCACACAUGCCGUCUUGAGGAGGAUACACUGCCUGCGUCCAAGGGGCUGCUCAGAGGAGGCAAACCCAGCCUUUCGCUGCUAUGAGGGCCUGGGUGGACCCCGACCUCGAAACCCCAUGGGGAGGGAAGGGUCUGGUUGUCAAGGUGGGUCCCUUUGAGGUGAGGUAUCGUCCUCUGAGCCCAGGUCUGACCCCCUAUUCAGCCCCAUGAGUCUGGAGUGGCCCCAGGGGAGGACUCCUCAUCAGAGGUGGCUUCAGACGUAGAAGCCAAGGAGACAGCAAGGGGCCUGGACACUCCCGGCCUCCAGGUCACGGCCAUCUGUGCUCAGUUCUGUGGGUCCAAACACCCCCGGUCUUCAGAACACAGCCAUGUGUGCCCAGCUCUGCAGACCGGGGACACCCAACAGAGCCCAGGGCCAGCCAGCGCCACCCACCAGCUGGGGCCCGUGGGUCCCAGCAACCGUCUGUGGUUGUGGCUUUGUCGCCAGAUUGCAGAGCUGAAGGGAGCCCUGUGGGUGACAAACACCAGGGGCCCCUCCAGACCCUACAUGGGGGGAGGGCCAAACAAAGCAGGGAGGCCCACCGUCAGACACCAGGCAGAACUGCCCAGGGACAAUCAGACCAGUGUCCUCGGGGCUGGCCUGAGAGGCGAGGGCACAGUGGAUGACCCGUCCGUGGUUCCUCUCUGUAUGUCCCAUCACCGAGCUGGGAGACACUGUUCUUUUAAAACGCACUGGGGCCUCCUUCAGUCUGGAGUUUGUAUAGAAACAGAGGCCAAAACAGAUUUGCUAAGGACCCAGCCUCUGAGCAGAGCAGGUAUCCUGGGUCCCUGGAAGCGCCCAGUCUCCUGAAGGCCUUCG
Cebus imitator (Panamanian white-faced capuchin) is the source of this 2372-nucleotide messenger RNA. It is a transcript of the gene CUNH14orf180, whose product is annotated as chromosome unknown C14orf180 homolog. The record is from RefSeq and is a predicted model, not a curated record. The coding region runs from base 675 to 1157 and encodes 160 amino acids. NCBI's taxonomy places the organism in Eukaryota, Metazoa, Chordata, Mammalia, Primates, Cebidae. The transcript has 5 exons.